Laccaria bicolor S238N-H82 is the source of this 333-nucleotide messenger RNA. RefSeq lists its product as uncharacterized. The transcript has 3 exons. NCBI's taxonomy places the organism in Eukaryota, Fungi, Basidiomycota, Agaricomycetes, Agaricales, Hydnangiaceae. The record is from RefSeq and is a predicted model, not a curated record. The coding region runs from base 1 to 333 and encodes 110 amino acids.
AUGACUAUACAGGUUAAGCAGGCACAACUUAUAUGUGACAUGAAGGUCUGGUGGGACUCUCUUUAUUUCAUGAUCAAUCGGUUUCAUAAACUAUGCCCGGCUGUUGAGCAUUUUCUUUCUUUGCCCAUCAAUAGAGAGCUUGCGAAACUUAGACUUACUGAUAUGGAAUGGACUGUACUCCAGGAUUUUGAGAUUGUACUGGGUGUACCCCAUCAAGUGCAGAAAAUCAUGUCGAAAGAGCGCACUCCCGUUUUAUCAGGCACAAUUCCUGCCUUCAAAAUGUUCAUGAUGGCAUGGGAGCAACUUAGGAGAGAACACCCCCACUUGGCCUGA